Molecule: messenger RNA, 611 nt
Organism: Lathyrus oleraceus (garden pea)
Lineage: Eukaryota; Viridiplantae; Streptophyta; Magnoliopsida; Fabales; Fabaceae
Exons: 2
Coding region: 112-525 (137 amino acids)
Source: RefSeq, a predicted model, not a curated record
GUACUAAAUGUUCCUGAGUAUUCCGGUCGUGUGAGGGGUAAGGGUUUUGGUGUGACUCCGUCGUCAUUUUAUAAAAAACCAAAAACAAAAAAUCCUACCAACAAAGAGGUGAUGGAGACCUUGGCGGAGUUAAGGGCACAAGUACUCGAACUGCAAAAGGAGAAUGCAGGGUAUAGAGAGGAAAGACGCGGUUCCGAGGCAAAAGAUACUAGUGACCGAGCUAGUAUCAAUUGUCAACCGAAAUUUCCCGAGGGCAUUACACCUUGUCAGCUGUAUCUAUCGUCACCAACUUAUCGCAUAGUUGGCAAGGGAAAAGUGCACAACACUUCGGGUGAAUUACUUCACCAUAAUCCCCUCCCGGUGGGAUAUAUGAAAGUUUCGGUUGACCUUGUAUUAGAUACGGACGCGCUUCUAUCAUUACCUGACGUUGUUUCAGAGACAACGUUGAUGCGAGAUGCAGUCGGAUCCUUUGUUGGAUGGCCGUCAGAUCUAAUUUUCCCAGAUGCCGAGGUAUAUAUGUUCUAAAUGAUUAUGAAUAUUUAGUAUUCACAUUUCAAUUCAGCUACAAUUAUGAUAUUUAAUCAAUCCUUAUUACAUGGUAAUGUUAGACU